This is a messenger RNA of Colletotrichum truncatum, 1740 nucleotides long. Its product is annotated as MFS transporter. Gene Ontology annotation, cellular component: plasma membrane. The record is from RefSeq and is a predicted model, not a curated record. Gene Ontology annotation, molecular function: transmembrane transporter activity. Lineage: Eukaryota; Fungi; Ascomycota; Sordariomycetes; Glomerellales; Glomerellaceae. Gene Ontology annotation, biological process: transmembrane transport.
AUGACUACAACAGCACCGCCAGAUGGUCGAAACGUCAAUGGCGAUGCGAGAGAAGCCUUGGUAGAAUCCGCGCCACGGCCGACGACCACCGCCACAAGCGACAACAAGAAUUCUGGUCUUACAUCUAACUCGGAGCUACAUGGCUUCAAGCUUUACAUGAUUCUUGUGGGUGUCUGCUUCGGCGCCUUUGUCAUGGCUCUCGAUGUCUAUGUCAUCGGAACGGCCAUUCCGUCUAUCACGUCCGAGUUCCACAACACAUCGCACAUAUCAUGGUAUCCAGCAGCCUACACCUUGGCAGUCUGUUCGCUCACCCCCUUAGCGGGCAAGAUGGCCAGUGUCUUCUCUCUCCGUUGGGUCUACCAAGGCUUCUUCUUUGUCUUUCUCGUCGGCAGUGCCAUAUGUGGCUGGGCCUCCACAAGUGAAGUCUUCAUCGUUGGCCGCGCUGUCUCUGGCAUCGGCGCAGCUGCAGUCACUAGUGGAGGUCUCACCAUCGUGUUGGUGAUCUCUUCGCCUCGGCGUAGGCCGUUGUUCAUUGGCCUCUGCAGUAGCUGCUUUGCCCUGGGUCUGAUUCUCGCUCCCAUCAUAGGCGGCGCUUUUACCGAGAAGGUCACCUGGCGUUGGUGUUUCUGGAUCAACCUACCUGGUGGCGCCAUCACCCUGUUCGCCAUGUUCUUCUUCUUCAAGGUGCCGCCACGGGAAGGCGGCUCGAGGAGCACGAUGCAGAAAAUCCGGAGCCUGGAUCUCGUAGGAUCUGUUGUUUUCGUCCCCAGCAUUUUCAUGUUGAUCCUCGCGCUGCAAUGGGGCGGAAAUGCGCACGCUUGGAACUCGGCAACCAUUAUUGGCCUUUUGGUCGGAUCUGUGGUCAUGCUGGGCCUCUUCUCAUUCUGGGAGUCGCGCUUGGGGGACUCGGCCAUGAUUCCUGGUGUCCUGGUCAGAAGACGCACCGUCCUGCUAAGUGUCAUUUUCUCCUUCUGCCAUCUUGGUGCUCUAUCCGUCUCAUCCUAUUAUCUCCCGGAGUGGUUUCAGGCAGUCCAAGGCGCCACUCCCUUUGAGAGUGGCAUAAAAGUACUACCGUCAGUCAUCUCACAAAUCGUAGGAACGAUUAGUGCAGGUGCCAUUGCCCUUAAAAUCCGUUAUUACAACCCUUGGUUCUUUGUCGGACCAGUCUUGAUGUGCACCGCCGCAGCUCUGUACACUCAGUUCACUGUCUCCGAUACCCCAUCAAGCCAAUGGAUCGGAUACCAGGUUAUCCAGGGCCUGGGUGUCGGCUUCUCCAUGCAAAUGCCAUCUCUGAUGGUCCAAUUAGCGCUGAAAGACCGCGCCGAUCUCUUGCCCAUUGGCGUCUCGCUCAAUAUCUUCGCCCAGUUUCUCGGGGCUACUGUCGCGCAGGUCAUUGCCGGUGCCAUCUUCCACGCGCGUUUGGAAAGCCAGCUAGCCUCUCGAGCUGCGCUGAACCACGACCAGAUACAACUACUUUACCGAAGCGGUAUCGCAAAUGUGCGAGCAAUUGUGAACCAAUACUUCCCCUCGCUGUUUGACCCUAUCAUGGAAUCGUACAACUCUGCGAUCGCUCAGACACAUUUCGUCGCCGUUGCUUCAGCCGGUGUGGCUUUCUUCCUGGCCUUCGGAAUCCAGUGGAUGAAGAUUGAGGGGUCAGCUAUCAAGUUGGGCAACCAGGACAACAUGGAAGCAGCAAAUCCGAGCACCGAGGAGAAGCCAUCAGAAGCGAAGGGUCGGUGA